Messenger RNA from Seminavis robusta, 768 nucleotides. NCBI's taxonomy places the organism in Eukaryota, Bacillariophyta, Bacillariophyceae, Naviculales, Naviculaceae. The record is from the annotation of a GenBank genome assembly.
AUGAAACUUGUGCCGCUUCUUGCCAUCCAGCGUGGCUUCUAUGAAAUGCCUAAAGAAUUUCGCUUUCAAGCCUAUUUGGAUACCAUGCUGGUGGAUCUGAUAGAUAUUCGAUACCCACUGGGCAACAUGAAUCCCAUGGCCAAAGCACACGUUCCUGCCCUUUUAGAUGAGUUGCUGGGUCAGAAUGUCGAAGAGGCUGCUCAGGAAUCUUUGGACAAGGUGCUGGCUUCGUAUCCUCCAGACCUGUUUGCAAAUUUGUCCGUGGGACUGGUCAUGGCGGACGAUGCUCAAGGCGGAUGGACGGACCGUCUGGAUGUAGCUUUCAAGAACGCUUUCCGAAACCAAUCUUUACUGAAGAGAGGAUGGAUUGAAGCUAUCUUGUGGUCUAGUGAUAAUGAUCCUGACCAACUGAAAUCCUUGGCUCAAUCUUCCGUGGAACUGGCCACGCACAGAGUAGCCUACAUGCUCCAAAAAGGCAAGGCUUGUAUUACGCUGGGAGACAUGCUGGAUCAAGAAGCUUGGGUAUACGAAAAAGGCUCACACCAUCCUGACACCGACAUCAAACCAGAUCAAGAAACAGUACAAUCUUGCUUGGACAUUUUGAAACAAAACCAAGAGGCUUCCAUUGAUAAUGAUUACCCCACCGUUGUGGCUUCGUUUUAUGGCGAUGAAGCAGCACAAGCUCGUGGAUACCCUGGCAUAGGAAUGGACUUGAGUGGUCUAGAUAUCUGUCGUCUUGGACUCUGGGGAUGUCCCGCUGCCAAUUGA